UCCGACAACGGUCCACUUCAUAAUUUGUUUAUGAUCACGUAACGUCUUUGAGAACAAACUUUGGCCAUACAACUUUUCCAAGAAGGAGAGAACAAUUGGUCAAUACGGUUCUGUUAAACUUUUUUGACCGCAAGUCAUGUCCGAGACAAGUACGAGUCGCCGAUCAAGAGUUCUACAGGCUCUUCGAACACCAAAAUUCUUAAAAGGACUUCACAUCUUGGCGAUAGUUCUCGGUUUUUUAUGCAUUGGCGGCUGUUUUGUGCUUGCAAGUCUCACGUACAUUUUAUUUGGAGACUGUGAUGGCUGUGAGAUGGAAUCAGAGGAUAAAGCUACGGUAAAAGUUUUGAGGAUUUUAGCUACUGCCUCUUUCCUUUUAGGAAUUCUCUCUAUUGCUUUGUCACUGUGCUGUAAAGGAACAGCUAGCAACAGUCUUGCUCCUCAAGUUGUGGUUUCGCCUAUACCUGAAGCAGAUUUAGAGAAAUCGCCCGCUCCUGUACUAGCAUAUAAUCAUAUUCCUCAUCGGCAAGCGUUUGAUCCCGAAGAUUCUGCGACGAGUUACAGUUUGACUGAAUUUGUAGCGAAUGUGGACAAUAUAAACGAACAAACUGCGUCUAAUUCUUCAGAAAAUGCGGGAUUUUGGACAGAAGAAAUUGAUGGACCUGUUACACCCCCACCAACUUACGAGGAAGCUCUUGUUAUGGAAUGGCCGGUUUUAACGGUUAAAGAAAACAGCUUACAGAACUCAGAAGAAACAGACUCUUUCAACACGGGAUUGUAGACGAAAAAAUUCAAGUUUACACACAUGAGAGAACACCAGCUCGCAGAGCAAAGGUCAUACAUCACAAUAUGUGGACAGUUUGAUAAGAGUUGUUCACGAUGGUUUCACGCGAUAAAUAUAACUUGACGUUUUUCCAUUUUCUUUAUAAAUAUCAUAACUCUAUUUAAUUAUCAUCCUACAGUCGAUGUUAAAACACUGCAUGAAUUUUUUGUACAAAGUUUGCAAAUGUAAUUAUUUUUUUGAGUUCACAUAGGUUUCUUUUUGUUCACACACACACAUACAAAAAUGUAUAUAUUCAUAUUACCUCACGCUAUUGGGUGGCUGAUAUCAUGCUUGUCGCUCUUUUUUUUUCAUACAGAUAUUUUGUACGCAUACUAGUAUGGAUCGUCAAAAAUGUUCAACAAAGAAAUAAAUGUUUUACUAUAUUUUGA
Messenger RNA from Stylophora pistillata, 1209 nucleotides. RefSeq lists its product as uncharacterized. NCBI's taxonomy places the organism in Eukaryota, Metazoa, Cnidaria, Anthozoa, Scleractinia, Pocilloporidae. The record is from RefSeq and is a predicted model, not a curated record.